CUUCACUUUAUUUUAGGUUAUGUAAAUUUAAAUUUUUGAAAAUAUUUUGGUAUACCUUGUUAGGUCCUAUUUACUUAUCAAUGGAAUUUUGAAUAAGAUGGAGACUCCUGUUUUAACUAAAAAGCAACUUAAAUCAACACUUUCAGCCAAAAAACAACGACCAAAAGAAACAAUAAAAAAUGUUUUGGCUUUACCUUUCAAUAAUAAUUAUUGGCCGGAAGUAUCACCUGAAGACCAGAAGGAACUUAAAGAUCUUAUAAUACAACACAUGCCAAUGAUAAGAGAUAAGCAGAUUAAAGUUCCAUGGAAAGAGUUAAAGACAGUUCCAAAAGCGAAUAGAAAAUCGUUUCGAAAAGAAUACAAUGAAAAACUUCUUGGACCCCAACCCCCCAAAAAAUGCUGUUCUGGAAUUAGUUUCGGAAUCAACAGCAUGUCAAAAUUGUUGGAAAAAAAUUUUGCCCAAGCCGUAUUACUUGAUGCAGAAACUAUGCCUAGACUUUUAGUUCAACAUCUCAUAGACCAAGCUGUUCUGUAUACAGUACCAAUAAUAUGUGUUACUAACCUGAAAGAAACAUUAAAAUCUGUGACAGGAAUAAAUAGUGUAGGUGUCGCAUUUAGCAAGGAGAUAACGUCUGAUAAUUCAGUAAAUUUACUUAUAGAAAAGAUCAGCCAUAUAUUUAAGACUUUACCUACACCUGAAGACCAUAUAAAUUAUAACAGGUCCUUGGAACCUUAUGUGACAGAACAUGAAUCCGAGGAAAAAGAAGCUCCUAAGAAAGAAAUUGUGAAAGUAGAUGUAGUUCAGAUUAGAAAAAAGGUGUAUCUGAUAAGAAGUGAUCCAAAGUCUAGAGCUUUUAUUCCAGAGUUUAAAGAAACAAAAUUUUCACACAAAAUGGAAGUUAAUGAUAACAACAUGGAAGUUGAUGAUACAUAUAAACGGGAAGUUAAGGAUAAACCCAAAAUGGAAACUGAUGAUACAGGGUUUAUUGCAUUUACAGAAGAACCCGAAGAAGAAAAAUUGGAAGAACAACCAAAACAGAAAGUUAAAGUGAAAUAUAAAUCGUUGAUUGUCAAAAGGUUAAAAGGUGAUCCAAAUAGAAAUAAAAGAAAAAUUGAAAAUCUGAAAUUGAAACAAACAAAAAAAUAAUUUUUUUUAAAUUAAAUUGUUUGUAUAAAUUAUAAUAGGUAUAAUAAUUAUAAUGUACAUUAUUUUUCUAUCUCCAAAAAAAUCAAAAGGACAGAUUAGGAACAGCGACAAAUAAAAGAAAAACUUUAGAAGAGGUUAUACUCAGUCCGUGGCUUUUUUGCUUAAAUAUCAUCAUGAAUUGAUCAAAAUGUUACCUUAUGGUAACACUAGCCAUUGAUGGAUUAAAAUGAGUUCUAAUCUUUGUUUUUCAACCAGGAGGAGUAAACUAAAAAGACAGACUCACAUCCAAGAAAGUCACUAGAAUAAUUACCAAAUACAUCUUUUUUUUUUAUUGACCAUGUCGGCCUUCGACGGUAAUCCAUAAAUAUUAUAUUAUACUAUUAAGAGGAUCGGUACGUAUUUUCGGCUGCAAUGCUAUUCAAAUGGGGAUUCAUUUUUUUCGAAUCCUGAGAAAACUAAUAAGUAUUUUUGAAAAAUUUAAAAGCAGAAUGAAAGAUUACGUUAUUAGCGAGGGCCGAAAGUCCCUGAGAACUUCUAUAAUGUUUAUUUAAAUAAGUUACAGGGGUGAAAAACUAAGAGAAAAUGUAGUGGGAUUUUUAAUUUCAAAUAUCUCAUUCGAAAGAAACUUCUUAUAUAUUCUAAGGGACUUUCGGCCCUCGAUAAUAAUUUAGUCUUUCAUUUUGUGUUUAAAUUUUUUAAAAAUAUUUAUUAGUUUUUUCAGGAUUCGAAAAAAAUGGACACCAUGUCCGUGGAAAUCGAACAUUCGCUAUGUUUGUCAUACAACGCACUCAGUCGAAUAUAAUGUUAUGACAAGACUUAAGACAGUGACAAGUAGAGAUGUGUCCGACCCGCUAUUUUGAUAUUGCAGUUCAUGCUGCUACUGCUUUUUAACGCUUUUACGAUGAUAAUAAAAUCAAUCAAAGAGUUGUUUAUUAAAUAGUAUUGAUAGACAUUGAUAGUGUAUUUGAAAAAUAAUAAUUGAUUUAAGGCGUACAAUUAAUAAAAAGUUAUUUAUUGUUUA
Diabrotica virgifera virgifera (western corn rootworm) is the source of this 2168-nucleotide messenger RNA. RefSeq lists its product as uncharacterized. The record is from RefSeq and is a predicted model, not a curated record. Lineage: Eukaryota; Metazoa; Arthropoda; Insecta; Coleoptera; Chrysomelidae. Gene Ontology annotation, biological process: tRNA 5'-leader removal. Gene Ontology annotation, cellular component: ribonuclease MRP complex; fibrillar center; nucleolar ribonuclease P complex. The transcript is spliced from 3 exons. Gene Ontology annotation, molecular function: ribonuclease P activity; ribonuclease P RNA binding. The coding region runs from base 98 to 1147 and encodes 349 amino acids.